Messenger RNA from Stomoxys calcitrans (stable fly), 1770 nucleotides. RefSeq names its product sodium channel protein Nach. Gene Ontology annotation, molecular function: ligand-gated sodium channel activity. The record is from RefSeq and is a predicted model, not a curated record. Gene Ontology annotation, biological process: sodium ion transmembrane transport. The coding region runs from base 33 to 1718 and encodes 561 amino acids. Lineage: Eukaryota; Metazoa; Arthropoda; Insecta; Diptera; Muscidae. The transcript has 12 exons. Gene Ontology annotation, cellular component: membrane.
GAUUUGUUUCUUAGUUUGAAAGUUUUUCUAAAAUGUUGAAAAAGAAUUUAAGAAAGAAUAAUAUACUCGGUAAUUUGAGAAUCUAUCGUCGCAGUUUAAUAUACCAAACAAAGGAAUUUUUUCAGAAUUCCACACUUCAUGGUGUACGUUACAUUGCCGAAACGGGAAGGCCAGCGGGAGAAAAGUUUUUAUGGUUUUGCUUAACAUCGAUGGGUGCGGUCACAGCUUUAAUAAUUAUUAUGAGUUUAUGGGAAAAAUACCAAACGAACCCAACUAUAACAGGUUUGGAUACAGAUUUCGAAAAUAAAAAUGUGGUAUUUCCGACAACAGUUGUUUGUCCCAAGCAUGUCUUCGAUUACAACAAGUCGUAUGAGAUGGCACUCAAUAAAUUGGCUAAUUCUGAUGCCGCAAUUGCUGAAAAAAUAUUACCCUUUUUAGAGUUAUUGCCCUCAUUGUCCCACGAAAGUUUUAACGCCACCGAAGCUAUGGCAAAAUCAUUAGAUGUCAAAGGUAUCAAAGAUGUAACAUUACGACAAUUGGCUUUUGCGUCAGCCAUUAGCUGUGAGGACGCCCUAAAAGAAUGCAAAUAUCGCGAUGAAUUGAUAACUUGCUGUGAACAUUUUCAACCUCUCUAUACGGAAUAUGGCUUUUGUUUUGGCUUUAAUAGUCGUUUUGAAUCAACCGAAACGGAAGACAUAAAAGCAGGACCUCCAGAUGUAUUGUAUGAAACUGACAAAAAAUGGGCCUUAUUCAUUACGCCCAGUAAAGAUGCAAAGGUUUUUUUAUUCUCAAACGAAGAGUAUUUUGGUAAAGAUUUUGGUCCCCGAAUUGAGUGGUCAGAGGGCGAAAUGGUUGAAGUUCGCAUCACUAAAAAGAACACCUUCACUACGGAUGAUGCUCGUCUGUUGACUAUAGGACAACGCAAAUGCAUUUUUCACGACGAAAUUAAAUUGAAAUAUUUUCCCGAUGAAUAUACCUUUUCGUCCUGCAUGAAGGAUUGCCGCAUGACAAAGGCCGUUAGUGCGUGCCACUGCUCACCGCCAUUUUAUAGACCUGUUGACAAUGUAAAAAUAUGUGGCAUUGAUGAUUUGUCUUGUUUGAGAAAUGCUUGGCCCAAUAUCACAAAUAUCAAGGAAUGCAUUCAGUGUGAACUAGGUUGUUCGAAGACAGUCUUUAAUAUAGAAAAACUUAUCAAAAAAGAGGUCGCCGAUACGCCUGGCAUCCUCGUAGAAUUUCUUACUUGGCCUAUCAUUCGUUACAAACGGGAAGUUCUAUUCGGAUGGGUGGAUUUGUUAGUCUCAUUUGGCGGCAUUGCCAGCUUGUUUUUGGGUUUCUCCCUUCUGUCAGGAGUUGAGAUUAUCUACUAUUUCACCUUGAGGGCAUGUUGUAUGGUCUUUGAGAAUCGUCAAGAACUGUAUGAAAUCGAACAACGUAUUAAAAAUAAACCACCACCUCCAAUAAAUAUGAGUUUGCGCAUGCAAUCGUAUAAGGCUCCUAUUGUGGUUACGGAAAACGAUCCAUUGGUUGUGGUAGAAAAGUCAUCGCUAAAUAGAUCGAAUGACAAACCACCAGACUAUAAGGACAUUGGAGGACGUAUAAGGAAGGCAGAAAAGGAUUACUCAACCUUUGCAAAAUCGUUGUAUAAAAAACCCAAAACUUUACCGAGCUAUAUAAAUAGCACAAACUCAUCCUGGGAAUAUGGCCAUUAUUUGCCAUAAGGAAGAAAUAAAAUGUCAUAAAGCAGAAAAAAAUGUUUUAGUCAAUACUUAU